CAAAAGUUAGUGGACGCUCGUUUCGUCGGCUCUUAAUUUUUAAUUAAAAUAAAAUAAAAUACAAUUAAUUAAUAGUUAUUUUCAAAUAAAAAUAAUUUAAAAAGUAUUAAAGUAUAAAAUAAAACAUAAGAGAACAUGCAGGCCCAUAAUAAAAAGAGAGUUUGUUACUACUAUGAUAGUGAUAUUGGAAAUUAUUAUUAUGGACAGGGUCACCCCAUGAAACCACACCGUAUCCGUAUGACCCAUAAUUUGUUAUUAAAUUAUGGAUUGUAUAGAAAAAUGGAAAUCUAUCGUCCUCAUAAAGCUACUGCUGAUGAAAUGACAAAGUUUCAUUCAGAUGAGUAUAUACGAUUUCUUCGUUCAAUUCGACCUGAUAAUAUGACUGAAUAUAAUAAGCAAAUGCAACGUUUUAAUGUAGGAGAAGAUUGUCCAGUAUUUGAUGGUUUAUAUGAAUUUUGUCAACUAUCUGCUGGAGGAUCAGUUGCAGCUGCAGUUAAACUUAAUAAACAAGCAACUGAAAUAUGUAUUAAUUGGGGUGGUGGUCUUCAUCAUGCUAAAAAAAGUGAAGCAUCUGGUUUUUGCUAUGUUAAUGAUAUUGUACUUGGUAUUCUUGAAUUAUUGAAAUAUCACCAGCGUGUUCUUUACAUUGAUAUUGACGUUCAUCAUGGAGAUGGUGUCGAAGAAGCAUUUUAUACAACUGAUCGAGUAAUGACAGUAAGUUUUCAUAAAUAUGGAGAAUAUUUUCCUGGUACAGGUGACUUAAGGGAUAUAGGAGCUGGGAAGGGAAAAUAUUAUGCAGUUAAUAUACCAUUAAGAGAUGGAAUGGAUGAUGAAGCUUAUGAAUCAAUUUUUGUGCCAAUUAUAUCAAAAGUUAUGGAAACAUUUCAACCAUCAGCAGUUGUAUUACAAUGUGGUGCAGAUUCAUUAACAGGUGAUCGUUUAGGUUGCUUUAAUUUAACUGUAAAAGGACAUGGAAAAUGUGUAGAAUUUGUUAAAAAAUAUAAUUUACCAUUCUUAAUGGUUGGUGGUGGUGGAUACACAAUUAGAAACGUAUCAAGAUGUUGGACUUAUGAGACAUCAGUUGCCUUGGGUGUAGAAAUAGCAAAUGAAUUACCAUAUAAUGAUUAUUUCGAAUAUUUUGGUCCAGAUUUUAAAUUGCAUAUAAGUCCAAGUAAUAUGUCCAAUCAAAAUACAACUGAAUAUUUAGAAAAAAUUAAAAAUAGACUUUUUGAAAAUCUUCGUAUGCUUCCUCAUGCUCCUGGGGUACAAGUACAAGCCAUUCCCGAAGAUGCUGUGAAUGAAGAAUCUGAUGAUGAGGAUAAAAUUGACAAAGAUGAAAGACUACCACAAAGUGACAAAGAUAAAAGAAUCGUUCCUGACAAUGAAUUUUCUGAUUCUGAAGAUGAAGGUGAAGGUGGUAGACGCGAUAAUCGAAAUUAUAAGGGACAAAGGAAACGACCUCGUUUAGAUAAAGAUAGUGUUAAAUCUGAAACAGGUGAAAAAGACGAAAAAGAGAAUAAAAUGGAUACAACUGAGCCUGAUGAUUUGACAAAAAGUGAGGAUACAAAGAAGGAUACACCAGCAUUGACAUGAUGAGCAAAACUUUUAAAAUAUCGCAAAAAUUUUCUUCCAAGUAGAGAUGCUUAAUAAAAUAUCAGAAAUUAGUUUCUUAUACCCACUUUUUAAUACCUACCAUUUAUAUAAUAUAAGUUUUAUAAAUAUGAAAGAUAAUAAUUAUUAAUUUCUCAUAUAAUUUGAUUUUCUUAAAUAGAAUAGAAUUUUAAAAUUUGUCAUCUGUAUUAGCGUACCUUAUACACAAUAUAAUAGUUGACCAAUUCAAUUACAAACAAAAAAAAAAACAAAAAUAUUGAAAGUAAAUAGCAAAUUAUAUAAGAU
Messenger RNA from Condylostylus longicornis, 1896 nucleotides. RefSeq names its product histone deacetylase HDAC1 (gene HDAC1). Gene Ontology annotation, molecular function: histone deacetylase activity. The record is from RefSeq and is a predicted model, not a curated record. The transcript is spliced from 5 exons. Lineage: Eukaryota; Metazoa; Arthropoda; Insecta; Diptera; Dolichopodidae. Bases 136 to 1593 code for a protein of 485 amino acids.